Phaeoacremonium minimum UCRPA7 is the source of this 657-nucleotide messenger RNA. Its product is annotated as putative flavin-nucleotide-binding protein. Bases 1 to 657 code for a protein of 218 amino acids. The transcript has a single exon. The record is from RefSeq and is a predicted model, not a curated record. NCBI's taxonomy places the organism in Eukaryota, Fungi, Ascomycota, Sordariomycetes, Togniniales, Togniniaceae.
AUGCUGGGGCAAAUGGGGUCCUUCGCUCGGCCGAGCGCCGACCUAGGGGAUGUUCUCGAUCUGUAUUUGCAUGGCUAUGUCUCGUCACGCGUUAUGAAUCUAUCUCGAGACCCCUCCUCCCCUGAAGAGAACAAGGGGCUACCCCUUUGCGUUGCUGCCAGCCACGUCGACGGACUGGUUCUAGCUCUGACACCAAACGCCCACAGCUACAACUACAGAUCGGCAGUGCUGUUCGGCCACGCCACCGUGGUCGAAGACGUCGACGAGAAACUGUACGCCAUGGAGCUCAUCACUGACGGCGUAGUACCGCAGCGCUGGGCCAACACUCGUGUGCCGCCCAACAAAGCAGAGAUGAGCAGCACCAGUGUGCUGCGCGUCCGAAUCUCCAAUGGUAGUGCAAAGAUCCGAUCGGGCCCUCCGAGCGAUGAUAAGGGUGACAAGGACGACCGUGAUGUCGUGAGCAGCGUGUGGGCUGGUGUUGUCCCUGUCCAUACUACCCUUGGGGAGCCGAUCCCCGGCCCGUACAACGAGGUCGGCAAGGUGCCGGAGUAUCUAGCAGAGUGGAGGAAAGGUUACAACCAGGCAGCACAUGAAGAGGCUAUCACUGCUGCGAACACGGUGAUGCAACCAAAGAAGAGUAAGGACGAUGAUGAAUAA